Electrophorus electricus (electric eel) is the source of this 3268-nucleotide messenger RNA. It is a transcript of the gene fzd1, whose product is annotated as frizzled class receptor 1. The record is from RefSeq and is a predicted model, not a curated record. Gene Ontology annotation, molecular function: Wnt receptor activity; Wnt-protein binding. Gene Ontology annotation, cellular component: plasma membrane. Gene Ontology annotation, biological process: non-canonical Wnt signaling pathway; canonical Wnt signaling pathway. Lineage: Eukaryota; Metazoa; Chordata; Actinopteri; Gymnotiformes; Gymnotidae.
CAUAUUUAAUGUCAGGUCAAAUGUGCAUUAAUUUAAUCUCCUCUGUUCCUGAUAGGAAAAUCUAAAGCGAGAGACCAGGUCCAGAAAUAAGAACUACGAAAUGGUUCGAAAUGGCACGCUAGCACUUGGUCAUCACAUCAGCAGGGGAAUAUGGAGCCUUGGAUUACAAAAUAACAAUUACAUUCUUAAUACUCCAUGAAUGCAUUUAGUUCUCUAUCUCUAAAUCAUUAGUUCAACCAGCAUAACUGAAUGUAGAAUUCAAUGUUUUCAUCAAAAGUAGAAUAUUAUGCAAAUAAGUGAAAGGGAAUACGACAUUACGUUAAAUUAUAUUUGCUAUGUUAAGUAAGGCAUGGACAGAUGAUACAAGCGAGCCCUCACGAUCAGUGGAAGUGAUUUGGAAAAUGCCGACGCUCCCUGAAGCACACCAUCUGGUUCCUAGUCCCACCCAUUUUUUUGUGAAGGGGAGACAGCAGGGCGCCUGAGAGCAGGUCUGAACAGCUCAGAAUACUUGGUCGAAUGGUUGGAUGGCAGUCGUUAGCUGCAUCACUUCAGCGGACAUUGCUUGUUUUAAGUCAAAUAAUAACUAUGUCCAUGUUUGAUUGUUUACUUUAGUAGUUCGAGCUUUAUAUGUAUUUUUGGAGCAUUUAUUUUUGCAAUGUGAGUAAUUACUUUCGAAGUUCGGACAACAGUAAAUUAGUGAAGAAAGGAUCCCAACAAAGGCUGGCAGUUGGGGGAUAGCUUGCUAGCUUGCGAGCUAGCUGUCUGCAGAAGAAACCCUAAAGAAAGUAUGGCCGUACGCGGUGUAUUAGCUAUGGAUUACAGGAUAAACCCGCUGGGUUUACUUAAGGUAUUGAUACUACUUUGUGGAAUUUGGGAAGUAAACGCGCAAUAUGGAGAUCGUGGAAUAUCGAUUCCUGAGCACGGCUUCUGUCAACCGAUUUCUAUCCCACUUUGCACGGACAUCGCCUACAAUGAGACAAUCAUGCCAAAUCUACUUGGUCAUACGAAUCAGGAGGAUGCUGGACUCGAGGUUCAUCAGUUUUAUCCACUUGUUAAAGUUCAGUGCUCGCCGGAUCUGAAGUUUUUCCUUUGUUCCAUGUAUGCGCCUGUCUGUACGGUUCUGGAGAAGGCACUGCCGCCGUGUAGAUCACUGUGCGAGAGAGCGAGACAAGGCUGCGAGGCGCUUAUGAAUAAAUUUGGCUUUCAGUGGCCGGACACUCUAGCGUGCGAAUCUUUUCCGAUUCAUGGAGCUGGCGAGUUGUGUGUCGGGCAGAACACGUCGGAAAAAAGCACUGCAAUAAAUCCGACACCCGGCGUAACGCAGCCUCCACAUGACGAUCACAGAAAAGGACAGUUCAAGUGCCCGGCUUCGUUAAAAGUUCCGCCGUAUUUGAAUUAUCGCUUUCUUGGCGAAGAUGACUGUGGUGUGCCCUGCGAGCCUAAGAAACUCCACGGAAUAAUGUACUUUAAUGAGGAUGAGCGGAAAUUCGCCAGGAUAUGGAUAGGAAUUUGGUCGGUGUUGUGUUGCGCCUCUACUUUGUUCACAGUUCUGACCUACUUGGUGGACAUGAAGCGUUUCAGCUAUCCGGAGCGUCCGAUCAUCUUCCUCUCUGGGUGUUAUACUAUGGUUUCUAUUGCUUAUAUUGCUGGCUUUCUGUUAGAGGACAAAGUGGUUUGCAAUGAGACAUUUGAUAAUGAAUACAGGACUGUGGUGCAGGGUACCAAAAAGGAAGGCUGUACCAUUCUGUUCAUGAUGUUGUAUUUUUUCAGCAUGGCGAGCUCUAUUUGGUGGGUGAUCCUGGCUCUCACCUGGUUUUUAGCAGCAGGUAUGAAGUGGGGCCAUGAAGCAAUCGAAGCUAACUCGCAGUAUUUCCACUUGGCCGCGUGGGCUGUACCCGCCAUCAAAACGAUCACUAUUUUAGCAGUGGGGCAGGUGGACGGUGACGUCCUCAGUGGAGUGUGUUUUGUGGGCGUCAGCAGCGUGGAUGCGCUGCGUGGCUACGUGUUGGCCCCCCUGUUUGUCUACCUGUUCAUCGGCACCUCCUUUCUGCUCGCGGGGUUCGUGUCGCUCUUCCGCAUCCGCACCAUCAUGAAGCACGACGGCACCAAGACAGAGAAGCUGGAGAAGCUCAUGGUUCGCAUCGGUGUGUUCAGCGUGCUCUACACGGUCCCGGCUAGUGUCGUCAUCGCCUGCUACUUCUACGAGCAAGCCUUCCGCCAGCAGUGGGAGAAGACAUGGCUCAGCCAGGCGUGUAAGACGUACGCCGUGCCGUGUCCGACGUACAACCCACAGCUCAGCCCCGACUUCACUGUUUUCAUGAUCAAGUACCUCAUGACGCUUAUCGUGGGAAUAACGUCUGGCUUCUGGAUAUGGUCUGGCAAGACUCUUAAUUCCUGGAGAAAAUUCUACACGAGACUCGCAAAUAGUAAACAGGGAGAGACGACGGUGUGACGUACCGAAGUGUCUUCCUCGGAAGACUGGACUGCUGGAGAUGUUGCAUAAAAUGACCUUUUUAUUUUGUAAAUAUGCACUGGUGAUUUUUUUUGUAAGUAUAUAUUUGUAUUUGAAUUGUGCUUCAGUCUGCAUAAAUCAAAUAUGUUUGGACUUUUUUUGUGUUUUUUAAAAAAAUUUCUUUUUAAUAUAAACAAUAUGAACACCUUUUGGAGGUCAUUUCUGUGAUGAGCAGGACAUUUAGAUGAAAUUGUCUUUCUCUGGGUAUAUGAACUUGGAAUACAUAUUCUUUGUUGUCACAUCCUGCUCUUAGCAGUGUUUUUCAAACGAUAAAUAUUUUUGAGGGAAAAUAUUUAGCUGUGCUUCAUAAGAUGUGCAGAUAUAAUACAUGAAUGGAAGUGUAAAAAGAUUCAGUGACAUCUGAAAAAGUGAUGGAAAAUGUGCCAAAUCUCCUGGUCAGUUUGUUGGAGGACUUUAGGCAGUGUGCCUGCCUGAUAAAAGGGUGUGUUUAGUGCCUUUAUUUCACUUUCAAAGUACUUAAAUGGACCAAUAAUGAUGCUGAUGGCUUCACUCCAGUAGCACUUGUUUUUUGAGGCUGAGAGGACAGCUGCAACCCCCCCCCACACACACACGUAUGCACAGUGUGUGGGGGAAGAAGGGGGAAUUUGCUUCACAAAAAUUCUUUAAGCAUUUGGAUUUCUUGCUAUUUAUGAGCUUUAUGAUUUUUUUUUUUCUUGAAUCUUUUGCAGUCUCUCUAAACAUGUUUUAAUGCACUAAGUUGACAGUAUGUGAAACAUGUCUGUCAUUUACUGGUUA